Molecule: messenger RNA, 708 nt
Organism: Enterobius vermicularis (human pinworm)
Lineage: Eukaryota; Metazoa; Nematoda; Chromadorea; Rhabditida; Oxyuridae
Source: the annotation of a GenBank genome assembly
AUGUUAAUAUACGUAAUACUUUGUACAACAGUUUCAAAAUCUCAAAAACAAAACUUCUUUAGAUUUAUUGAAGACAUUAAGCAACAUGUUGUUAAGAAUUUUCAAGAGACUAUUCGCUCAUGUGUUCCGGCGAUUGUUUAUGCAGUUCAGAAUAACCUUUAUUUUAUUGCACUGCGAAAUAUCAACGCUGCCGAAUAUACGGCAGCAUAUCAACUUAGGAUUUUAGCUACGGCACUUUUAUCAGUGAUUAUGCUCAAAAAAGUUGUCAACAAUAUUCAGUGGCUUUCACUGAUUACACUUUUAACUGGUGUUAUUUUGGUGCAGUUACCACAGAACGGACCAGUUCGGCAGACGGUAGGUCCACCAGAUGGUAUCUUUGUUAUCGGAAUUCUUGCUGUUCUUGGAAUGUGCUUUACCUCAGCUUUUGCAGAAAGUUUAUUCUACGGAUGGGAUGGUUUUGCUUGGUUGAUAGUUAUCAUAAACGCCGUUGGUGGUUUAAUUGUUUCAGCGGUGAUGAAGUACGCUGACAACAUCAAAAAAACACUUUGUCAGUCUGUGGCUAUUGCAUGCGUCUCGUUAUUUGCAAUAUUAACGCAUGAUGCAGAAGCGGAUACAGCACUUUUUAUUGGUAUACUUCUGGUGGUGGUUUCCACCUAUAUCUAUUCUGCAGAAGCAACAAAAAAUGAUGCUAUGACACCGUCGAAAUAG